Molecule: messenger RNA, 942 nt
Organism: Oikopleura dioica
Lineage: Eukaryota; Metazoa; Chordata; Appendicularia; Copelata; Oikopleuridae
Source: the annotation of a GenBank genome assembly
AUGCCUGGUAAUCUUGUGAGACUCAGGGAUAGAAAGAACAAAAGGCCCUUGAGCUCCAGAACACCAGCUGUUCCCAAGUUUCCGCCCGCAUCUCAAGCUCCAGGCAUCAAGUCGAUCAACCAUAUUGGAAGUGGCGCUUACGGUGAUGUCUUCCACUGUAGAAGGAACCCCGAGGAGGAUCCACCGCGAGCUCUGGCGGCAAAAGUCAUCUACAAACUCGACCCGGCGAAAGAAAGACCCGACAAGGUUGAGUCUUUCAACAAAUUUCUCCACCGAGAGAUCGAAGUCACCCAAACUCUCGAUCAUCGAAACGUCAUCAAAUAUGUAACUCACUUUGAUAACGAAAAGAACGUCAUUCUCGUCGUCGAGCAUGCGUUCCACGGAGAUCUCCUCAAUUACUUGCGACUUCACGAUCUUUCUGGCUACAACGACUUUCCAAGGGCGACGAAUUUUUGUGCACAGAUUGUUCGCGGUAUCACUUAUCUUCACCAAAGAGACAUUAUUCACCGCGACUUGAAGUUGGAAAACAUCUUGGUUGGAAAAAACGAAAGGCUGAUGAUAUCAGACUUUGGGUUUGCUCGAGUGAUGAGACCCGAGGACCGAUCGGACACCUACUGUGGCUCUGCUGCUUAUGCUCCUCCUGAAAUAUUGCAAACGAAGUCGUACUCUGGCAUGAGCGUAGAUAUCUGGGCUCUUGGAUGUAUGAUUUUCUGCAUUCUGACAGGAUCGAUGCCGUUCCGGGACUCGACGCUGCGUGAUCUGAUGGAAGAGCAAGCCAAUGGAGCUCAAGUCGGUCCAGAGAUCCCCGACAAUCUCGGAAUUCAGCCCAUCCUCAACGAUAUUUGGUCUUUCUACCCCGGAAACCGGCCAGAGAUUGAAGAUUUCCACGCGACCCCAUGGCUGGAGCGAUACUUCAACCCAGACGCCAUGGAGAUUGACUAG